This is a messenger RNA of Ilex paraguariensis (yerba mate), 521 nucleotides long. Lineage: Eukaryota; Viridiplantae; Streptophyta; Magnoliopsida; Aquifoliales; Aquifoliaceae. The record is from the annotation of a GenBank genome assembly.
GGUUUUCUCCUGCAGAUCAUCUUUGCUCAUCAAACAUGACUCAAAUGAAAACUUUACUCUCUUUAUCCCUCAUAGUCAUCUUACUGGCUCAAUCUUGUCCAAGCUCAGCUCAUGAAGGUGUUUCAACAUCACUCACUGAAACUCUCAGCCAACCUGUUCAACAGUCCUUGGAUCAUAGACAACCUUGUUGCUUCUACACCCGAAAGCAUCUACAAAUCCAAAUCAAGAAACGAGCGCGUCUUGUACCGCGCGCUGGUGUCGCUCGUGCAAGGCCAAAGUCAUCGGCAAUUCGUACACAAACGUCUUCAAUACAGUUGUGUUCUCUCUUUGUUUAUUUCGUUUUCUUUGGUUUCUUCUUGCUCUAAUCUUUCAAGGGAGGGCAUUGACAAAGUUGCAAGGUAAUCUAAGCAUCAUGGGUUCAACCUUGUUGCUCUCUCUCUCUCUCUCUCUGGUUAAUGUCCCUGAUAUUUAUUCUUGUCCAAGCUUAAUUUAAUGUGUAAUGUAUGAUUUAUUCUUGUUGC